Medioppia subpectinata is the source of this 1566-nucleotide messenger RNA. NCBI's taxonomy places the organism in Eukaryota, Metazoa, Arthropoda, Arachnida, Sarcoptiformes, Oppiidae. The record is from the annotation of a GenBank genome assembly.
CGCAAACUUGUCGAUGAAAACAGUGUUUCAGAAAGUUUUGUCGAAGAACUGAAUGAUAAAUACGAUGCGAUUCUGACGGAAGCGUAUAAGAAUGCGGAGAAGGAGGUGAAGAUGUAUAACAAAGACUGGUUGGACUCCCCGUGGAGUGGCUUCUUCGGCACCAGAAGUGAAUUGAAAUGCGAUCCGACCGGUGCUCCGGAAGAAGUGCUCAAACAUAUUGGCACUCAAUUCAGUACUCCUCCGCCCGGAAACUUCAAAAUACAUCCCGGAAUCAAAAGAAUUCUGAAGUCGAGGUUAGAGAUGAUUGAAAACCGAUCCGUCGAUUGGGCUCUCGCGGAGGCCAUGGCUUUUGGUUCACUACUGAAGGAAGGAAUUCACGUCAGACUUAGCGGUCAAGACGUCGAGAGGGGAACUUUUAGUCACAGACACCAUGUCUUACAUCACCAGACAAUUGACAAAACAACGUAUAGACCUCUUUGUCACUUAUAUCCAGAUCAGGCGCCGUAUACCGUAUGCAACAGUUCUUUAUCCGAAUAUGCAGUCCUUGGCUUCGAGUUAGGCUUCUCUAUGACUAAUCCGAACGCAUUGGUUAUAUGGGAGGCACAGUUCGGUGACUUCUUCAACACCGCUCAGUGUAUUAUCGAUCAGUUCAUAAGCAGUGGUCAGGCGAAGUGGGUUCGCCAGAGCGGACUCGUCUUAUUACUACCGCAUGGUAUGGAAGGCAUGGGUCCCGAACACAGCAGCGCUCGACCCGAACGCUUCUUACAGCUCGUCAACUCUGAAUCGGAACAAUUUCCCCAAAUUGAUGAGGACUUUACGAUGAAGCAAUUGCAUGACAUCAACAUGAUCGUGGCCAAUUGCAGUACACCCGCCAGUUAUUUCCAUAUAUUGCGGCGACAAAUAGCCCUUCCCUUCAGAAAACCCCUGAUUAUAUUUUCGCCGAAAUCACUUCUUCGACACCCGGAAGCGAAAUCCAGUUUUGAUGAGAUGACUGCCGAAACACAGUUUUCGCCAAUUCUUCCCGAUUCAGGUCCGGCGGCGAACAACACACAGAACGUGAGGCGUUUGGUAUUCUGUACGGGAAAAGUGUAUUACGAAUUGACUAAAGAGAGGACGGCUAAGGGUCUGGAGAACGACGUGGCCAUCACUCGUAUCGAGCAAUUGUCUCCCUUUCCCUUCGAUAAGAUUCGCGAUGAAAUCCAAAAGUAUCCGAACGCAGAGCUCGUGUGGUCUCAAGAGGAGCACAAGAAUCAGGGCUAUUGGUCUUAUAUUCACCCACACAUUGAUUGUGUGCUAAAUCAUCUCAAUCUCUCACAAAAGAAAAUUAGCUAUGCGGGUCGAGCGGUGUCUCCCUCGACAGCGACGGGCAGUAAACACGUGCAUAAGAAAGAACACGCGAAGCACUUGAACGACACGUUUCACAACUGAUUUCACACCAAAACCAACACUCGUUUGCACUCGACUUAGAAAUUAUGUCCAAAAAAUGAAAUAAUUGUUUAAUAAUUCAAAAUAAGUUUUAAUGUAUUUCUGAGUUAUUUCUCAUUUUAAUUUGUGAUAAAAAAUUAG